Melanotaenia boesemani (Boeseman's rainbowfish) is the source of this 2074-nucleotide messenger RNA. RefSeq names its product ninjurin-1-like. The transcript has 5 exons. NCBI's taxonomy places the organism in Eukaryota, Metazoa, Chordata, Actinopteri, Atheriniformes, Melanotaeniidae. Gene Ontology annotation, biological process: tissue regeneration; cell adhesion. Gene Ontology annotation, cellular component: membrane. The coding region runs from base 186 to 620 and encodes 144 amino acids. The record is from RefSeq and is a predicted model, not a curated record.
UAAUAAUAAUAAAUAAAUAAAUCACCGACGUUGUGUCACCAUUAUAGGACACGUGCGGCUGUUGCUGUUAAAUAUAUAUAAAUGUGCAGGUCAUCGGGUUCCUCUUCCCCGGGCCGCCUUGUGGUUCUGCUUUCUCAUAGUUGCAGCCUGCAGCUGAGGAGGUGCUGCAGCUUACUCAUGGGAAAAUGAUAAACAACAGCACCAGCAACAGGGCGAGUGUGGCCGAGGCCACCCAUCCAGAUGCUCAGCCCAGUGGACCAGCCCCUCUGAACAUGAACCACUAUGCCAAUAAGAAGAGUGCAGCUGAGAGCAUGCUGGAUGUGGCUCUGCUGAUGGCCAAUGCCUCUCAAUUAAAGGCCAUGCUGGAUCAGGGACCAAACAUCUCCUUUUACACCCCCACUGUCACCCUAAUCAGCAUCUCUCUCUGUCUGCAGAUCACAGUUGGGGUCCUGCUUAUCUUCACAGGGUGGACAACAGUGCAAUGGAAUGUGAAUGAUGAGCAAAAACACUGGAGGCUAAACUUGAUGGAAAACUUGACCAUAAGCCUGGUUUUUAUCAUAGUGGUGGCCAAUGUCUUCAUCACAGCCUUUGGAGUUCACAGACCAAACCGUAUCAACUGACCUAGAACAUACACAGGGGGACCUAAGGACUGGCCUCAAAAUCAGCUGCAGCAGAUGAAGAACCCUUCCCAGAGCUCAGACCUCAACAUCAUUAAAGCAGUGUGGGAUCAUGUGCAGACAACAUCUAAAGAAAGGCUUUAAAAUGUCCUUCAAGAAGCCUGGAGAAUUAUUCCUCAAGACUACUCAGAAAUUACAAGAAAGCUUGUCUAACAGGGUUCAGAGUGUUUUGAAGAAAAAAGGUUGUCACAGCAAAUGAUGACUUUUAAGUUUCUUUUAACUUAUUUAUUUAUUUUUACUGUAUAUAGUAAAGUUCCAUUAUUUCUUGCACAUUUUGAUAAAUCGCUGCACAUAUUUUCAUUUUCUGGCCAUAUAUAACAAAAUAAGGGCUGGCUCUUGACCUUUGCAUACCACACAUAUAUUAUCUCUCUUCUUCUGCUCUUUUUUUUUUAUUCUGUUUAAAAACUUUUUUCUUUCUAUCUCAUAGUACAGUUUGCUCCUAAAGACCUUCAUGUAGUCAGCAUGUUUGUCCUCUUCUAACCUGGCCCUCAUAAUCCCCUACCUGACCCAAAAACACAAGGUGACCUCUCCAGGCUGUCACAGAAGUUUCUACCAGGGAAAAAAAAAAAAAUUCCAGCCACUGUUCAUUUACUAGAAAAUCAUUGUCCUGCUCUGCUGCAGGCCCAGUGAGAACACAGAGAACCUGAAAGAAAAAGCAGUGGUGGCAAACAGGUCUGGUGCAUUUGUUACUGGUGGACAAACAGGAAAGUGGAGACAACAGCAUCAGGCUCAUGUGACCUCACACUGUCUGUUUCCUCUGCUGUCCUACAGUGACCCCAAACACCGACCAGACAUGUACGCUCGGGCUCACACACAGAACUGAACAGAGGUUGAUUUUUUUAUUGUACUGAUGAUGCUUGAGCAGUGUGACAUGUCAUUUUCCACACGGCUCAGGUUUGAUAGGUCCUGACCCACCUCUGCUGAUAGAUCCGUCCAGCAGGCUUUGUGCCCAAAAUUUAAUUAUAACAAUGUUUGAUUUGCCAUGAAUGUCUCUGCAGUGAGCAAAGAUGGACUGUGUCUGUGGCUCCUUGCACUGGCAGUGUUUGGUGAGUCAGAGUCAACACAGCUCAGACCCCAACACAACUGCUUAUUAAAACAGAAGCCUUAAUUAGACUGUGUUUCAGCUAUGUCACCGAAACCACAAUUAGAGCCUAAGUUAGUGCUCGUUUUAUACACUUUAGUAUCUCCAAAAGAAGAUUAUAAAAGGUGUUUGAGCCUGUUUUAUAUCAUUUUCAUCUAAAUACCACAAAAAUAUUCAUGUGUGUAUGAAAAUAUUUCUGCAAUAUGACUGUGACAUAGCAGUUUUCAGAUGACAAAGCAACUUCUUCAUUUUUAGCCUUUUCCUCCUCCAUAACUAUCCCUGGUAACCGUGGAAACAAGUCAGAUUGAUGAUACAC